GGCAAAAAUCUGCGUGAAUUUCGUGAAUUCUGGAAUAAUUUCGCUUAAUUCCAGAGCAAAUUAGUAUCACCAGCAACACCGCAGCCAUUCUCUUGGAAAAGUGCCGGAAUUGGUGGAAAAAUCUGCAAAAAUGUCGAAUUUGAAGCCGCUGCAGUGUCUCAAUUUAGAUAAAUCGCAACAGAAAGCAUUCAUGGAAUUCUACACCACACUCGGAGAGAAACCAUCCACCACGAUAAGAAUAUUCGAGCGUUCCGAGUACUACAGUUGCCAUGGAGAAGAUGCCCUUCUUGUGGCAAAGUUGGUGUUCAAAUCUACCAACUCGGUGAAAAUUAUGUCCUCGGAAUGCAUCGAAUUGCCGUACAUUUCAUUAAGCAAAUCCAACUUCGAAGCCCUUAUCCGAGAUUUACUGCUUGUCCGCAACUAUAGAGUUGAAGUUUAUACGAAAGCAAAGCAGAAAAAAUCCUCCAACGAGUGGCAUGUUGAGUUUAAAGGCUCGCCGGGCAAUUUGGCCCAUUUCGAGGAUGUCUUAUUCAGCGAUACUAAUGCAAUGGUCAGUGGUUCGGCUCUAAUUGCUCUACAAGUGCGCCAUGAAGCACGUGUCCGUCUAAUUGGCCUAGGAUACAUCGAAGCCAAUGAAUGGACCAUGGCUGUUGUGGAAUUCGUCGUCGAUGAUUUCUACUCUGAGUUUGAGGCUCUCAUUGUUACUCUCUGCCCUAGGGAAUGUCUUCUUCCAACCCUAGGUGGCGAGUAUGAGAAGAUAGAGCAAAUCUUGAAACGGAAUAAUGUGAUCGUCACGGUGCGGAAGAAAAAUGAAUUCCUUAAGAAUGCUACGGAAAUUAAAGACAAUCUGGAUAAAUUGAUACGCUUCCGCGAAGGGCAACAGCAGAACGCAAACAUUGUCCCGGCGAUGUCAAAUACAUUCGCCUUGAUGUCUUUGGGAGCCGCUAUAAGUUAUCUGGACCUCUUGCGCGAAUCUGGAAAUCAUGGGAAAUUCCAGCUCAAUUUGCUUGAUUCCAAACGUUACGUCCAUUUAGAUGCAGCAGCAGUUUCGGCACUCAAUCUGUUUCCCAAACCAGGCACAAUGACAAAUUGCAGAACUUACCAUUGGCGAAGCGUACUCGGCGUACUCGAUAGAUGUCGCACUCCGCAAGGACACCGGUUGGUGGCUCAAUGGAUUAGGCAACCGCUUCGAGACCAUGCAAUUAUCGACAACCGCCACGACAUCGUGGAAUGUUUUGUCAAAGAUUCAGCGUUGCGUACUGAACUGUACGACAAUCAUCUAAAAAAGCUUCCCGACAUUCAGCUUAUCCUCAAACGUCUCGUUCGCCGAAAGUCAUCUUUACAUGACCUUUUCCGUUUGUAUCAGGUGACUUUACGAAUGCCCAAAAUUUUAAAUUUACUUGCCUAUGGUGUUACGGUGAACUCACCCACUAUCAUGAAGAUAAUCUACGAACCACUGAAGGACACUGUUGCGGAUUUACAACUUUUCAAAUCGAUGGUGGAACAGAUUAUCGAUUUGGAGGCGAUAGAACGUGGCGAAUAUCUUGUGAAGGCAUCGUUUGAUAGGGAACUCGAAGAAAAAAAAAUGCAAAUGGAUGAUCUGGAGUCAAAAAUGAAGCGCCAAUUAUCUGCAGUUGCCAGCGAUAUCGGACUUGAAGCUGGUUCUUCUAUCAAACUGGAGUUUGUUAGCCAUCUUGGAUUUCAUUUUCGCAUAACGCUCAAGGACGAGACAGCAAUACGAAAAAAUUCCCACUAUAGGGUGCUAGACACUGUUAAAGGAGGCGUUAGAUUCACAAACAGCCAAUUGACUGAUCUUAGUGAAUUGUUUUGUGAGCUCAAAAAAGAAUAUGAAGACCAACAGCAAACUAUUGUCUCUGAGGUAAUACGUGUUGCUAUUGGAUAUGCAGAGCCCUGGUCAAUAUUGAAUAACCAAAUCGCGCAGCUUGACACCUUGGUCGGUUUUGCCGUCGCUGCGGUAUCGGCACCCCUUCCUUAUGUGCGACCAAAAAUGCAUCACCACGGCCCAACAGUUCUGAAACUGACACAGAUUCGCCAUCCAUGCUUGGAGUUACAGGAGGAUAUUAAUUUUAUCCCAAAUGAUGCCAUAUUUGAUUCUGAAACAGCGAACAUGCAUAUUAUAACAGGACCGAAUAUGGGUGGUAAAAGCACGUACAUCCGAUCGGUCGGUGUAGCCGUACUAAUGGCUCAUGUCGGUGCGUUCGUAGCCUGUGAAACUGCAGAGCUGUCAAUCAUGGAUACGAUACUAGCACGCGUUGGAUGCGCUGAUAAUCUCUCCAAAGGGCUUAGCACAUUUAUGGUUGAAAUGAUAGAGACUGCUAGUAUAGUUAGGAGCGCAACUCCAAAAUCUCUUGUCAUCAUCGAUGAACUUGGUCGCGGAACAUCGACCUACGAGGGUUGCGGUAUUGCUUGGUCAAUCGCUGAGUGGCUUGGGCGAGAGAGCAAAUGUUUCACGCUCUUCGCAACCCAUUUUCAGGAAAUAACAGAUAUGGUCAACUAUUUACCCAACGUUCGUAACUCUCAUAUGAAUGCCAUCGUUGACAAUGAACGUUUAACUUUAUUAUACCAAGUAAAGAAGGGCAUUAUGCAGAAAAGUUUUGGAAUACAAGUAGCUAAACUUGCAAAUUUUCCUUCCGUAGUUGUUGAGCUAGCGCAACAAAUGUACGAUGAAUGUGAGGAUCAAUGGGGUAAUCUGGAAGAAAAAAAUGAUGAAAAGGGAUUACAACUUUUACAAAAAUGCUAUGAUGAAAUAAUGGAAUUCAAUGUGAAUCAGCCGCAAAGCUUAACUCCUGGGUUACUACACGAACUGCGAUCUUUGCUGGGCCAUUGAUGAGAUCAAAUAAUGAUACUAAGCUAUUGCACUAUCACGAAUAAUUAGGUCUUACGAAUGGUGGCUUUUACACAAAAUGGAGAAUUGAAAAAUAUUAAAAUAUGAUUCAGUAGGAUGCAUGCAGCAACGAUUCUGCCGAAAAAUAAAUAGACGACGAAGGAACGAUAAAGUGUUUAUUUAAAUUUGGAUAUUCAUGCUGAGUAAGAAUUUGAGUAAAAUCUAUACAUGUGAAAACGAAUAACUGAACGCAGUUUUUUUUGUAAAU
This is a messenger RNA of Anopheles darlingi, 3113 nucleotides long. RefSeq names its product DNA mismatch repair protein spellchecker 1 (gene spel1). Lineage: Eukaryota; Metazoa; Arthropoda; Insecta; Diptera; Culicidae. Gene Ontology annotation, cellular component: nucleus; MutSalpha complex. Gene Ontology annotation, molecular function: ATP-dependent DNA damage sensor activity; mismatched DNA binding; ATP binding. The transcript has 6 exons. Bases 131 to 2848 code for a protein of 905 amino acids. Gene Ontology annotation, biological process: mismatch repair; mitotic recombination. The record is from RefSeq and is a predicted model, not a curated record.